AUGACUAGGCCAUACAUAGCAUAUGCCAUUCAUACACUGAGUCAGUUUAUGCAUUGUCCAAAUAAGUCACACAUGAAAGCAACCUUGAGAGUUGUAAAAUACAUCAAGAAUGCCCUAGGCCUAGAAGUUCUUAUGAGUGCAAAACAGUCAAAUGAAAUCAUAGGUUUCUGUGAUGCUGAUUGGGCAGCUUGUCCCAUGUAUAGGAGAUUAGUCACAAAUUAUGUAAUGAAGCUUGGAGACUCAUUGAUAGCAUGGAAAUCCAAGAAGCAAACAACUAUGUCAAGGAGCUCAGCUGAAGCAGAGUAUAGAAGUAUGGCAUCAGGAGUAUCAGAGAUAUUGUGGUUAGUUGAUUUGUGUAAGGAGUUGAAAGUGAAGGUACAAUUACCAGUUACUUUACACAAUGACAGCAAAUUAGCCAUACAAAUUACUGCAAAUCCCAUAUUCCAUGAGAGAACUAAACACAUAGAGAUUGUUUUGCGUUUCAUCAAGGACAAGAUACAUGAUGGAAUCAUCAAGACUAAAUAUGUGACAUCAAAGGAUCAGGUGGCAAACCUGUUCUCUAAAGAUUUAGGGAAAGGGCAGCAUGACUAUCUUGUAGGCAAGCUAGGGAUGCUUAACUUGUUUGCAUCCACUAGCUUGAGGGGGAGUGUUGAGAAUGAAGAAGGUUGA
This is a messenger RNA of Solanum dulcamara, 669 nucleotides long. Its product is annotated as secreted RxLR effector protein 161-like. The coding region runs from base 1 to 669 and encodes 222 amino acids. Lineage: Eukaryota; Viridiplantae; Streptophyta; Magnoliopsida; Solanales; Solanaceae. The record is from RefSeq and is a predicted model, not a curated record. The transcript has a single exon.